UAAAGGCAAAAUUUAAACUCAAACCUGACAUCUAACAGCUGACGUUCACCCCAAAUACAAACAACAUGCUUAGCUUAAAUGUAUUUUUAACAGUAGUCUAACAUAUUUAUCAGCAUAUUAAGAAGAAUCCUGGAAGCAAUGCAGUCAUCCUGUAACGGUGCUGCUGCUCCCGCGGGGGUAAAGAGUGGAAGCGGCGGCGGUAGAGUCGCUGUGGUCGGUGAAGAAGGGCGGCAGGGCUUCGGUGUUCAGGAGUGGCCCGACGGGUCAAAAUAUGAGGGCGAAUUUCUAGACAGCUUCAAACAUGGCAAAGGACGCUACAGCUGGAGAAAUGGAGAGUGCUAUGAGGGCUUUUUCUACAAGGACUUCAAGCAUGGCGACGGAGUGUACUGCUGGCCCACAGGUCACAAGUUCACUGGCAAGUUCUACCUCAACAGAAAGGAAGGAUAUGGUCAUUUAAGCUUCCCUGGUGGAGCCAUCUUUCAGGGUUUGUACUACAGUGACCAGAGGUUUGGUCCUGGUGUGGUCACUUAUCCAGAUGGGAGACAGGAUGUGGGCUUCUGGCUCGGGCAGCGCCUGCUGAAACUCUGUUCCUCUGUAGAAGAAGGAUUUAGUCUGCACAGUUUUCCAGAAUAUGCUACAUUUAUGCAGUCUUCUGUCACUGAAGCUUCAUUGAUUCAGGUGGACAUAGACAGAGAUCUGCUGUCAGACGAGGAUUUCAUCCUUCCACCUGGCAUUGAAAGCUAUUCUACAGAUGGCGACCACUUGCCGCUCCCUUCUGCCCGCAGAAGAGAGUUGGAUCGACUGUUUUAUGGUGAGCUGUGGGAGCCAAAUGCUCCUUCACACCAAGGAUAUGAAAGAGAGCCACUCUCUACUCUACCCCUACAGGUCCGCAUGCAGGCUCACAUACACAGACACAGACUGCAGGCUGAAAACAUUGGCUGGGAUGUUGCCGCUGUUCUCUCUCUGAACAGGGAUAGCUUUGGGCCUAAAGGACAUCUGGAAGUCAGUUCAGAACGGAUAAUUCAGUGCAGCUUCAGAGGGGAGCUCCAGGCUGUGUCACAGAUCCUCCAAACUGACUUGGUCUAUCCGGAUGUAGCAGAUUCACAAGGACAAACUGCACUGAUUGCUGCAACUGUAAACUGUCAUGACGAAGUGAUCCAUCUGUUGUUGGAUGUGGGUGCUGAUAUUGACAAGCUGAACAGUGAAGGAAUGUCUGCCCUGGCUGUGUGCCAUGUCCUCUACUAUCCGUUUCAGUCUCUGCACAGAACUUUGAUUGAACCACGCAGCAAAACCCCAGUUUUAAUGUCUCCACCUUGUGAGAGCCGACGUCAGAUCAGCCAGGCUGACUUCACAUCGCGGACGGCGGUUCUUAACACCGAAACUCAGAUCACCGACACAAAUAUGAUGGACCAGAAUAAAUUUAGCCAGCUCUCUGAGCAGGAUUCUGAAGAACCAUCUAUGCAUUUCUCACAUGACCACAGCGAAAAGAUCAAUGGAGACUCUGAGCACCUUCUCGAGGAGGAGAGAACGGAGACAGGAAAGGAGGAAUGCUACGAGGACACAGAAAAAGCUGGAGAUCAACAAAGUGUUAGAGAGGAUCUAGAAAGUGAGGAUGAGGUCAAUAUCAAUGUCCAGGAUUUAAAAAAGAGAGAAGUUCUUGAAAAAUCUGGUGUGGAGUGCUCUAUUCAAGUUUUGGAUGGACACAUUUCACUGGGAAGUGUGCAGUGGAAGGGCAAAAACAAACAUCCAACCCAGAAUCAGAUCUUUGACUCAGCCUGUUCAGCCCGCAGCUAUAACAUCGUUGUAACAGAGGAGAUGCUGCAGCUCUCAGCAGAGGCGCUGAGUCGGACUGGGCAACCUCAGCAGCGUGACUCACAGGAGACUGUGCGCAACAUGGCUGCCAUGAAAAUCGAGCACCGUGCACGUUUAAACACCCUGAAGCUGUUACUGGACCGUGGAGCUGACCCUAAUCUUUCCAGGGUACCCAUGCCUGUCCUCUUUUUGGCCAUUAUGGCUGGCGACACCGAGGUUGUCAGAAAGCUGCUCUUGUGUGGAGCUCACACUGAUAUUCCCCUUCCAAUAGAGAAGAAAGGCUUUUAUCCGCUCCACAUUGCAGCAGCGUUGCCCGGUCCUGAAGGUCCCGAAAUCACAGAACUGCUUCUGCAUGCUGUCACUGACCCUGAUGCUCGGACAUGUGACCAGGACGAGAUCUAUGAACCUGAUCUGAACUUAAUGAAUGAUAAAGAAUGGCUGGACACCAGUAAGAAUCUGCAUCUGAAAGAGGGGGGAAGGACUGCUCUGCACAUAGCCUGCCAAAGAGAAUAUGACUACUUGAAUGCCUGUAAAGUGGUGGCCCUCCUGCUCUCCCACAGAGCCAGUACAGACCUCCUCUGGAGUGGACACUCACCUCUCUCCUUGGCUAUUGCAAGUGGCAAUGACCUGGCAGUGGAGGAGCUCCUGAGGGGAGGUGCAGAUCCUGACUUACCAUUGGGCUGCAGGGUGGGCAGUGCCCUCUGCGCCCUCGCCAACUUCAACUACCACUUAGGUGGCAACAGAAUUAAACUGCUUGACAAAUUAGCCAAGGCUGGUGCUAAUAUCCUGAUGCCAGUGACAGUGGGUGAAGUGGUGGGAACUGCAGUCGACUUUGCACACUACUCCUUCCACCAGGAUCUACGUAUUGCUGACACUCCAUUCCACGCCUUGAACCUGCGAGAGAGGGAAAUAUUCCAAGCACGGCGCCAACUGCUGGGUGUAAUGUCGGAUCUUUUGAGACAGACUGCUGGGCAAACGGAGAUGAGGAAUGUGGAGAGAGAACGCCACCUUUCACUGACUACCUCAGAGGACAACAGGCUGGCAUCCCCUAACGGAAAAUCAGUGACAGAAAAGACUCUCAGGCAGCCAGCGUUUAAGUUCUGCUAUCACUGCGGUCGCUCAGCCUUUGUGAAGCUGAUUGCUUGUGGUCGUUGCCUUAAAGUGUUCUUCUGCUCCAAGGCCUGCAAACUGAAAGCAUGGAAGGAAAGGCACAAGGAAGAGUGUCUCCAGGUGUCAGCCUCUGCUGAUAUCAUCCAGAAGAGUACUAUGUUUAAAACCCAAAGAGUCGACAGACCCUUGACUGUCAUGAAAUCCAAGCCUGCACAGCAGUCACUCAGCAUCACAGUGAAAUCCUUAAGGGUUCCCAAACCCUUUCCCGUGGAGGAGAAGGUCUUGGUGAGCCAGGUCAACCUGAAGGAAAACUACAGCUACAACUGAUGGGUUUUAAAUUGUAACCUGCUUAAAAAUAGCUGUUUAAAUGUAAUGUAAAUGUAAUGUAAAUGUAAUGUAAAUGUAAUGUAAAUGUAAUGUAAAUGUAAUGUGAAGCAAGUCAUAUUUCAUCAAUAUCAAAGUGCACUUAAGAUGCAUUUCUGCCUUAAACAAUCUUUGUUUUAUUAUUGCUUAAAUUAUCCAUUUAUUUUACAGACUACAUUUAAUGAAAAGCUGCUAAGUGUAACUUAAAAUUAUAUUAUUUUACGAUUUA
Molecule: messenger RNA, 3514 nt
Organism: Girardinichthys multiradiatus
Lineage: Eukaryota; Metazoa; Chordata; Actinopteri; Cyprinodontiformes; Goodeidae
Gene: ankmy1
Product: ankyrin repeat and MYND domain containing 1
Exons: 19
Coding region: 139-3249 (1036 amino acids)
Molecular function (GO): protein binding
Source: RefSeq, a predicted model, not a curated record